UGUCAGGAAAGGUGAGUGUCCGUCUUUCCCGUCACAAGAGGGGGCAGGAAGCAGGAGGAGAAGGCGGAGUUUCAUAUCAGAAAGCCACGUGCAUGCCUAGAUGUGCUUUGUGCUGUAAGGUGAAGGGAAAAUAAGCGGACGUCAGACAAUAAUAACAAGAAGGGGAGACUUUGAGGUUGCUCAAGGGUCAUUGAGGUGGAUGGAAAUGGGGAGGUGUUAUUAAAAAGUAUAAAGAAGUAGUUAGGAGGUGAGUGUGCGAGAAAAUCCUGCUCUGGAAAGAGGAGGAGGAGGAGGAAGAAGAGGAGGAGGAAUCGCUUCCUGGUGAAGAGUCGCAGUGAGCCACAGACACUACAGAGACUGGCAGUGCAAUUGGAGGCUGUCUGCAGCACUCACUGACUGACAGAAGAAGGAAGAGGAGGAGGAGCAGGAGGUGAGAACUGUGUGUGAAGACCAGCUUCUUCAUCUGGACAGAGAGCGACGAUUGAAACGAAGAACGUAAGCGUGUUCUCGUUAAGGAAAUUAACAAGAAGAAUAAUUGCAUCAUGGCUGUCCAGCUCAUGCCCGAAUCGGCUGUGUGUUUGCUCAUGAUGACGGAGGGGAGGCGAUGUCAGGUCCAUCUCCUGGAUGACAGGAAGCUGGAGCUCCUUGUGCAGCCCAAGUUAAUGGCUAAGGACCUCCUGGACCUGGUAGCCUCUCACUUCAACCUCAAGGAGAAGGAAUACUUCGGAAUUGCAUAUACAGACGAAACGGGCCAUUUUAGUUGGCUGCAGCUGGACCGCAGGGUAUUAGAACAUGAAUUCCCCAAGAAAUCAGGGCCUAUUGUCCUCUACUUCUGUGUCAGGUUCUACAUAGAGAGUAUAUCAUACUUGAAAGACAACGCCACCAUUGAGCUUUUUUUCCUCAAUGCCAAGUCCAUCAUCUACAAGGAGCUCAUUGAAGUGGACAGCGAUGUCAUCUUUGAGCUGGCUUCCUAUAUUCUCCAAGAGGCUAAAAGUGAUUUUACCAGUAACGACGCAACCAGGUCUGACCUAAAGAAGCUCCCUGCUCUGCCCACUCAGGCCCUAAAGGAGCAUCCGUCCCUGGCCUACUGUGAGGAGCGGGUCAUCGAGCACUACAAGAAGCUCAACGGACAGUCCAGAGGACAAGCUAUCGUAAACUACAUGAGCAUUGUGGAGUCCCUGCCCACAUAUGGAGUACAUUACUACGCCGUAAAGGAUAAGCAGGGGAUCCCAUGGUGGCUGGGACUGAGCUAUAAAGGCAUAUUUCAGUAUGACCAUCAGGACAAAAUCAAGCCUAGAAAGGUGUUCCAAUGGCGUCAGCUGGAGAACCUCUAUUUUCGAGAGAAGAAGUUCUCCGUGGAAGUUCAUGACCCCAGGAGUAGGGCGUCGGUGACACGCAGGACGUUUGGCCACAGCGGCAUCGCGGUGCAUACCUGGUACGCCUGUCCGGCCCUCAUCAAGUCCAUCUGGGCCAUGGCCAUAAGCCAACACCAGUUCUAUCUGGACCGCAAGCAGAGCAAGUCUAAAAUCCACGCAGCACGCAGUCUGAGCGAAAUUGCCAUCGACCUCACUGAAACGGGAACGCUGAAAACGUCCAAACUGGCCAACAUGGGCAGCAAAGGCAAAAUUAUCAGUGGGAGCAGUGGCAGUCUACUCUCAUCAGGCUCUCAGGAAUCCGACAGCUCCCAAACAGCCAAGAAGGACAUGCUGGCUGCGCUGAGGGCCCGCCAGGAAGCACUGGAGGAAACGCUGAAGCAGAGGCUUGAGGAGCUCAAGAACAUCUGCAUCAGAGAGGCUGAGCUGACAGGGAAACUUCCCAAGGAAUACCCUCUAGACCCAGGCGAGGAAGCUCCCACAGUGAGGCGAAAGAUCGGUACUGCCUUCAAAUUGGAUGAGCAGAAGAUUCUUCCAAAGGGGGAGGAAGAAGAGCUGGAACGGCUGGAGCGGGAGUUCGCCAUUCAGUCACAAAUUACCGAGGCCGCCCGGCGCCUGGCCAGCGACCCGCACGUGAGCAGCAAGAAGUUGAAGAAGCAGAGGAAGACAUCUUAUCUCAAUGCGCUCAAGAAGCUACAGGAGAUCGAGAACUCCAUCAAUGAAUAUCGAAUUCGCUCUGGAAAGAAGCCCACGCAGAGGGCUUCGCUUAUAAUUGAAGAGGCCAACAUCGGCUCCGAAGAUAGCUCUCUGUCUGACGCUCUGGUCCUGGAUGAUGACGACCCCCAAGUGACAGGCACCCCCAACUUCUCACCGAUGGCGUCGCCCCACAAGGGCCUCCCCCCGCGUCCACCGUCUCACAGUCGUCCUCCGCCACCGCAGUCCCUGGACGGGCUGCGACACCUGCACUUCGGUCGCGCCGACUAUGACAAAUCGCCCAUCAAGCCCAAAAUGUGGAGCGAAUCUUCGCUGGACGAGCCGUAUGAAAAAGUCAAGAAGCGCUCCUCACACUCCAGUCACAGAAGAUUCCCAAGCUCUGGCAGCACAGAAGCGGGCGGUAGCAACUCUCUGCAAAGCAGCCCCAUCAGGAGUCUCCCUCAGUGGAACUCUCAGUCCAGCAUGCCGUCCACACCGGACCUGAGGACCCGGACGCCACACUACGUACAUUCCACCAGGUCAGUGGACAUCAGUCCCACACGUCUGCACAGUCUCGCUCAGCACUUUAGGAACCGCAGCUCCAGCUUGGAGUCCCAGGGCAAGCUCCUGACGUCAGACCCAGACCCACACUCGCACGGCCUGGGCACGCUGGGAAGCCCAGACUUUUUCCUGGGCCCCACGCGGACCUCUAACGGCUCCGAUCCACUGGACGACUGCUCCUCCUGCACCAGCCAGAGCAGCUCAGAGCACUUCUACCCGGCCGGCGGGUCCUUAGUGCCCGGUAGCAACCCUAACUACUCAACCCUCGGGGAGGACUCGCCGUCCAAAGCCAGGCAGCGACAGAGGCACAGGUCCGCCGGUCACCUGGGGUCAUCCAACUCGGGCUCCAUGCCAAAUCUGGCGGCUAAGAACGGUUCGGUUGGGGGUUUAGGCGGAGGUGGCAUCGGCGGUGGACAACAUGGCGUAUACCUCCACAGCCAGAGCCAGCCGUCCUCACAGUACCGCAUCAAAGAGUACCCGCUGUACGUGGAGGGUAGCCCCAACCCGGUGGUGGUGCGCAGCCUAGAGAGUGACCAGGAGGGCCACUACAGCGUGAAGGCCCAGUUCAAGACCUCCAGCUCCUACACGGCUGGGGGACUGUACAAGGAGGCCUGGGGAGGGGAGGAGGGCAGCGAGGGCGCUGGCCGACUAACGCCGUCCCGCUCGCAGAUUGUACGGACUCCGUCGCUGGGGCGCGAGGGGAGCGGCGGAGGAGGGGGCAGAGCGGCCGUGUCGGAAGAGUUGCGCUGCUGGUACCAGAGGUCAUCCGGGAGUCUGAAGGAGAGGAGUCACUCCCACUCAGUAUCUGCCUCAUCUGAAACAGGGUCACAGCAAGGCACGCUGGGACAUGGACGGGGCAGCCGGGUGGGAACGCUCGUUAAGUGUUCACCAGUGGCGUCCCCACACAGCCAAAGGAGUAUGACACCCUCCAGCGAGCAGGCGGCCACGCCCACGCCCCCCUGCAGUCCACAGCACAUCCUCAACUGGCAAAGCGGGUCCUUCAGCGACAGCUGCUUCCUGGGCAGCACCUCCUGUUCCGAACUGGCGGAUGUGCAGUGGUACAGACGGGACAAGGCCAAACCUGGAACCCUGGUCUGAGACUUUCCCGGACCCCUCCCCCAGGCCCCUUGCUCUGCAUCACCACUCAAAACAGCCAUACAUGGCACUCCUUCCAAUCCCCCUCUACCCUCGGGACGCAAGCUACAGGGCCGAGUGGAUGUCACAAAGAAAGAGAGAGCGAGAGAGCACUGUCUUGUGUGUUUCAAAGUCCCCCCGAAGAGGAUUCCUGCUGGUUUUGAGCCACCAGUCCUAAAAACCCGUAUCAGUGUGUAUGUUUCCGGAUUCCCAUUCAGCUUUUAUUUUCCCUUGCAUAUUUAUUAUCAAACAUAGAGAAGACAAAUUUCCUCAAGAAGAAAAAAACAAAACAAAACAAAACUAUGUUGCAAAGAUUUAUGACAAGAAAACCUUCACCCAGAUUUUAGCCUACAGGCUGGAUGGACUGAUAGGUCGCAGCUACAGCAAUAACAAAGAUUGUUGGAUUUGUUCUUGCAAGAGAGACCGCCAACUGUGUCGUUUGCCGAGGAUUUGCAAAUUUGGGGCUUUUGACGUCCGUUCGGCGCUCUUUGGAGCGGCCUCACUCUCAUCAUUUCCUGUCCGUCACUUCCUAAUUAGUGUUGCAAAAUUGCGGGAUUUUUUUUCUCAUUUUCCAUGGGAAUUAACAGAAGUAAAACACAAAGUUACAAGAUUCAAGAUAAAUUGUAUUUAGCAUAAUUAUGACCAAAAUAACCAAACUUGAUUUUUAUUUUUUUUUUAUUUGAUCUAUUGUGCUACAGUCCAAAUUUUGGAGUCACAAAUGAAAGUUGGCCUCUCAAGUCAAAUAAAAAAAUAAAAGUGGAGCAAUACAGGACUGUAAACUGUAAUAUUUUAGCAUGUGGGCAAGAAGAGCCACCUACUGUAUUUUCCAUGGCAUUCCUCUUGCAGCAAAACAAAAAUGGUUAGAUUAAAGCGUUUUAUGCUACUUUCGAUUCAAGUUGCCAAUUGGAAUUUAAUUCCCCUGGAAAUUGACCACCAACAUUGCACCCCAUUCGAACCUCAUCACUCAGUUGCAAUCCCCGCCUGGAUACUCUACUGGAUACAGAUUGGGAUUGCUUUGUAGAGCAAGGCAGCGCUUGCUGUUUCUCACAUAACAAAAGUAUUGGGACACUCGGUCAUUAUAAACACAGGAAGUAGUACAGUAGGUGUAGUCAUCAUUGAUGCUCCACAACGAUUGCUUGAAAACAGCUUGAUUCGUCUGAUAUGACGACUUUUUUUUUCCUGACUCAUUAAUAUUAAUACUUCUUACUCUAAAAUGAAGGCUGAUUUCUUGGAAAAAUAGAAUUUAAUCAUCGUGAGAUUAUAACCAUCUCUUGAAAUGUAACUCUAAUAUUGUAUUAGUUGUCUUUGUUUUUCUGUUUAAAAAAAAGUACAUCUCAUAAGAUUUACCUUAAAAAAAAUAUGUUUUUAAUUCAACUUAAGGGUGUUUUUUUCCAUUAAAAAAAGGCAACACUUAAUUUUAUGAGAUUAAUACUUAUUUUCUGAAAAAAAGUGCAAUGUCAUAAUUUUUCUUUUGAAGAUAUACAGUAUAACUAAUGUGGAAAUAUUGAGAAAAGUUGAUUUCACGUAAAAUUAAUAUAUUUUUUUUCUUGGACAAAAAUGCACAUUCAAAUCUCAAUUUUAUGAAUUUUUGUUUAAAAAAUUCAUUUUAAAAUGUCUUAAAAUUUUUUAUGAAUUUUUCAUAAAAAGAUACAAUUUGAUUCUCAUAAAGUUUAAAAAAAUGUUUUUUUUAAUUGAAAUUUUAUUAGAAUAUAACAGUAUUCAUAUUUUUUCCUUGGGGAAAAUUUGAAUUUAAGUUUAUAAAAUAUUCUCAUAAGAUGAACAUUUUAUUUUUUUGGUUGGGGGUUUAAACAAAAAUGUUGCAAUAUUUUACUCCUGCCAACCCCCCCCCCCCACCCCACCCCUUUUGCGGCAAUCCAGUGGGAAACGACUGCAAGAUCAUCAGCGUUAACUACUGCUAACUGACUUACUACUUCGUUGUACACUAAGAAUGCCUCUAAACCUAUCAGAGGUGUGUCCCAACACUUGUGUCCAGGGCCUGUACGCGCACACACACCCACGCACACACACACAUAGUAGAGGUCAAAACACGUGUAUUUAAGAGUGCUACAGUUUUUAAUUUUUUGGCAACAUUAAAGUGGUCGCUGGAGGCCUUGAAAAAAGGCAGCCAGGCAGAUUUGCUCAAAGCACAAUGUCACAUCGACUCCCAGACAUGUCAACAGGAAAGCUAUUAAGCAGGGUACACACUCGGGCAAUCUUUAAAAGUUCUUAACCUAUUUUUACAAUGUGAGAGAGAGCGAGCGCACACGGCGUGCACAAAAAUCAUCCUUUUACUGUGUGUGUGGUGUGCAUCAAAUAACCAACACAGGAUGAGACACAUGUAACCAUAUUUGUUGCAGUACUGUGGCUGACCUGUGAGAGGCAGCGUGAAAAUCCAAAGAAUAACAAGCAAGCAUCGCUCGUAACUUCAGCUGUCCCAUUUCACGUCAAAAUUGCAGAAUACUUAAUGGUUUGCGAUUGUAAUUAUUGUACACGUUUAACAUUUAAGAUUUUACAAGCUGACUGAGGGAGGAAAAUCACUCUGUCCACACCACGUAAGAUAAUCACUCAGGAUAUUAUUUUGGAGAUAUCCUUUGCCGACUUUAAUACGAAGCCGGUUGUGGGCACAAAUUGAAUGCAAUUAUCGCUAUGUGUAUAUCCUGCGUUACACACAUCACACCACAGGUCACUCGGUCAAUUUAACCGUCAUCUAAAUAUUGCUCUUGCUUUUGCUGGCUUUGAUUGCAAAGGAAAAAAAAAAAACUAAAAACUGGUCAAAUUGUUGGUAUGUGUGUACCCUGCUUAAAACACCUCACACCACGGGAUAAUCAGACAGGAUAAUCAUUGUGAGACAUCUGAUCAUCGAACCUUACUGACUUUGAUUAGAAGGGAGGAAAAAUGCUCAAUUUGGCACGAUUGUCGAUUUGAGCAUCAUCCUUUACACAGUCUACACCACAGGAUUAUCGGUCAGGAUAAUCAUUUUUAUCAGACAUUUGAUAAUCAGGCGUUUGCUGAAUUUGAUCAGAAAGGAGGAAAAAUACGCACAUUUGUUCUUGUUGUUGGUAUCCGUUACCUGUUUUUACACAUAUGACACCACAGGAUAAUUGUUUGGAGACAUCUGAUAAUUCGGCCUUGACUGACUUUGAAUGGAGGGUAAAUGCUCAAAUUUGGUCAGAUUAUCAUAAAGUGUAAAUGAAGGAUUUAAAUGCAACAGGACAGGGUUAGAAAAGCACAGUUUGCAGCACCGCCAGCAUCGUGUUACAUUUUUUGCACAACAACAGACCGACCAUAUCCGAUUUUGUCGUGUCAAGUUUCGAUCGGUGCUCAUUUUCCUCACUUUCAGACCCAUCGCAACAUCUACGUGCUACCAUUAGGUUCCCAAAUUCCAAAUAUGUGAAAGCAUCCUAGUCUCACAUCAUCCCUCGUGCAUGCCAUUGAAGACGAAAGCCCCCCAACCCAAGCAAUCUACAUCCACCCCCAAGAUACGGUGGCCCUGAAUGACCUUUGUUCAAAUGUCGAAAGCCCAGUGUCAUUCAGUGCAGCCUCCUCCCUCUAACCCUGUGUUAAUCCAAGCCAAGAGAAUUUCAACUCACUUAAAGAGGCUUGACAUUGUUUUAUUUGGAUUUUGAAUACUGACUCUUUUCAACAAUGUUCCCCUCACCGUUGUUGUUUUUUUUUUUCUUGUCUAUCCCGGUGCUACACUAGUUAACAUGAUACCAUUGCCCCAUAGAGUCAGUCCAUCCAAUCCCAGUUGAUUUUAACACACAGCAUACAAAUAGAGCAUGUAACUGUUAACAUGAAUACAUUUAAUGUGCUGUAGGAAAACAAGUGUGGAAUAUGAUUAUACUGGGGGGGGGGGGCACAGGGGCGGACAAUAAUAAUGAUGAUAACUGAAUUCCACAGUUAAUUUAUUCUUUUCUAAUAAAAAUUUGUAUAGUAACUUUUUUCAAAAAGUGUGUCAUUGGAAAAUGCGGUGAGGAAUUUUUUUCAGAAACGCUGUCUUUGGUUCCGGAGAUGAACACAAAUAAAUUAUUGAUGAAUGUU
Molecule: messenger RNA, 7802 nt
Organism: Hippocampus zosterae (dwarf seahorse)
Lineage: Eukaryota; Metazoa; Chordata; Actinopteri; Syngnathiformes; Syngnathidae
Gene: frmd4a
Product: FERM domain containing 4A
Exons: 23
Coding region: 543-3725 (1060 amino acids)
Biological process (GO): establishment of epithelial cell polarity
Cellular component (GO): cytoskeleton; bicellular tight junction; adherens junction
Source: RefSeq, a predicted model, not a curated record